Messenger RNA from Strongylocentrotus purpuratus (purple sea urchin), 654 nucleotides. Its product is annotated as sushi, nidogen and EGF-like domain-containing protein 1. The record is from RefSeq and is a predicted model, not a curated record. Gene Ontology annotation, biological process: establishment or maintenance of epithelial cell apical/basal polarity; heterophilic cell-cell adhesion. The transcript has 5 exons. Bases 1 to 654 code for a protein of 217 amino acids. Gene Ontology annotation, molecular function: calcium ion binding. NCBI's taxonomy places the organism in Eukaryota, Metazoa, Echinodermata, Echinoidea, Camarodonta, Strongylocentrotidae. Gene Ontology annotation, cellular component: protein-containing complex; plasma membrane.
AUGGACAUCUGUCCUUAUGGUAUCUCCGAAUAUACUGGGGAAUCGGUCAAGUUUGUUCCCAAGUAUCUAACACGUGAUCACCCUGAAUAUGACGCCAGAACACCAAAAGAAGCGAGGGACAAAAUGAACUUGUACUGCGCUCAUCCAGCAUGUUACUCCCAUCCUUGUCUUAACGGAGCGACUUGCGUUGAAGAGCUUGAUGGGUAUAGCUGCUCCUGCCUCGGAGGAUACAUCGGAAUACAUUGCGAGCAGCUUGCAUGUUACUCCCAUCCUUGUCUUAACGGAGCGACUUGCGUUGAAGAGCUUGAUGGGUAUAGCUGCUCCUGCCUCGGAGGAUACAUCGGAAUACAUUGCGAGCAGCUUGUCUGCCCAGUCGGUUGGGUGUAUGGGCACACAAAGUGUUUCCUGAUCGUGAACUCACUCCCGGACGCUGAUUGGACGACUGCUCGUGACUACUGUAAUGGUCUGGAUGCAGUUACCAUGGGCAACGGGGAAAUGGUUGAGCCUUCCCUGCUCUUCAUAGAGAAUGUGGAAGAAUACGAUUUGCUGAAGCCUCACCUGAAUGAACCCAGGAGCUGGUUAAACUGCAAGUAUGUCAAUACAUGGAAGUGUUACACAGACAGAGCAGGGACCAAAAGUGACUACCGAAAAUGA